AGUCAUCUGAUUGUCAAAGUAUUUGUCAUCAGUUUGUUUUGGUAAUCUUAAUUUCACAAUCUUAAGUUUAAUUAAAAGGGUGGCUGCUAUAUUUAAUAGAACAUAAGUUUUAAUAUUCACCAUGAUGGACUUUUUCUUUGGUAAACAACCAACAGUCAAAGAACAACAAAGGCAAAAUGAUCGGGAACUGCGUAAAGCCACUCGAGAUCUGGAAAGAGACAAGGCAAAUUUGGAAAGAGAAGAAAAGAAACUUGAAAAUGAAAUAAAAAAGCUAGCAAAAGAAGGAAACAAUGAAGGUUGUAAAAUAUUGGCAAAACAACUGGUGCAGAUGAGAAAACAGAAAGCUAGGAUUUAUAAUGCUAAUAGUAAGAUUUCCAGUGUUCAAAUACAAAACAAGACGAUGGGUGCAAACAUAGCUAUUGCCGGGGCGAUGGGUACCACAGCUAAAACUAUGGACAGCAUGAACAAGGUCAUGAACCCACAACAAAUUGCCAAGGAUAUGGAGGCGUUUAGACAUGCCAAUGCCAAGAUGGAUAUGACCGAUGAAAUGAUUUCAGAAACUCUCGACGACAUUAUGGACGAGUCUGGCGACGAAGAGGAAACUGAAGGAAUUGUCAACAAGGUUCUCGAUGAAAUUGGCAUUGAAAUCAGUGGAAAGAUGGCCGGCGCUCCUUCCGUGGCUCGAAACAAACUCGGAGAAUCUUCAAAGGAUGCUGACAAAGAACUUUUGGAUCAGCUAGCGAAACUAAAGUCCUAGUUUUAUAUUUAAUAAAUAUGAAUAUUGUUAAAUAAUGUUAAAAAUAUUGAAUGUAAAGCACUUGAAAUAUAAUCUCUUUUUAUGAAUUUA
Molecule: messenger RNA, 847 nt
Organism: Helicoverpa armigera (cotton bollworm)
Lineage: Eukaryota; Metazoa; Arthropoda; Insecta; Lepidoptera; Noctuidae
Gene: CHMP2B
Product: charged multivesicular body protein 2b
Exons: 6
Coding region: 122-757 (211 amino acids)
Biological process (GO): late endosome to vacuole transport; endosome transport via multivesicular body sorting pathway; protein transport
Cellular component (GO): multivesicular body; ESCRT III complex
Source: RefSeq, a predicted model, not a curated record